Molecule: messenger RNA, 1401 nt
Organism: Rotaria sordida
Lineage: Eukaryota; Metazoa; Rotifera; Eurotatoria; Philodinida; Philodinidae
Source: the annotation of a GenBank genome assembly
AUGGAUUUUGAUGAUGGUUUUGAUUUUUUUAAUAAUGAUAUGAAAUGUAUGAAUUCAAUGAAUGAAUAUCAAAAAGAUAUUUUGGAUUUUCCAAUUUUUCAUUCGACUCCUUCACUUGCUCACUCAAAACAACAGAUACGUGCUGUUGAUUUUCCUUCAACGAAAAAACAUUAUGGUAUUGUUACUUUUUUUGAUCAUCAAAUGCCUAUUAUUUAUCGAUUAUUUAAUGAUACUUUUUAUAUUCCUUAUAUUCGCUUUUCUUAUGUUCUCAAUAUUUUUGCACAUCCUCCACAUAAAAAUGAUUUAGUUGAUAUUCGAAAUUUACCUGUUAUUGAAAUGACAAAUACAGAGAAAACUUAUUAUGAUGAAUUAUCUUCGUUAAAUGAUACUUCAGAUUGGUCAAAUUAUCAAUUAUUAAGUGUUUCAAUGCUUGAUGGUGUUUUAUCUAUUGUAAAUCUUACAAAAAAUUUGAAUUUUAAAAAUGAUCUUCAUUCUAUCGAACAAUGUAAAGAAUGGCAAGAAACAUUGAAUAAAAUACGUCAAGAAGCACGUGAUCGAUGGAUAUUAGAUGAAAAAAUAGUAUUAACUCGAUUAACAGAAAAACAAGAUAUGGAAUCAACAUGUAUUUUAUCGACAAAUAUAGCUCAACGACGAUCAUUAUUUGAAGAACGUUUAGAUCUUUCAAUUGUUGAUGAAGCAGGUGGUUUUAUUCAAAUCGAUUCAUAUAUUUAUCCAUUUAUUAAAAAUCGAUUAAAUAAUGAAAUUUAUAUUAAUCUUGAUGAUAUUCGACAAAAUUUAAUUGUACCAUCAUCAUAUAUGAUUUCUUAUAGUGAUCGAAAUUCACCGAUGUAUCAUACUUAUAUUGUUGUUAUUGAACAAGCUCAAUCAAAUUAUGAAUGGAAUAGAAUUCGUCGUGGUCAUAAUAAUGAUUUAUCAAAAGUUUUACCAUCUGCAAAAAGUUUAGAUAGAAAUCUAUUUGACGAAUUCCCAUUUCUUUCACUUCAAGUUUUACUUCAUCUUUUUUUAAAUAAAAAUUCAAAUUUAAAUUUACAAUUUGUUCAAUUAUUUGAAACUUCAUCAUUAAAUGAAAUUGAAUUAAAUUAUAAAAAUAAUCUAGAUCGACAAUUUAUUAUGGCAACAAAACGACAAGGUGGAAUUGUUUAUAAUAAUAUUCCUUGUCUUAUUUAUUCAAAAUUUGAUCGGCAAAUGAUUUGGAUUCCAACUGAAACGAAAACAAAACGAAUAAUGAGUAAUGAUGAACGACUUUAUCUUAAUAUGAUUCUUCUUUAUCAUGGAUUUUGGAAAAAUCUUUUAACAAAAAAGAAACAAUGGUAUUUAAAAGAAUUUAAUAAUAACGAUAAAGAAAAUACAAAUGUUAAAAUAUUAUUUGCUACUGGAUGA